Lampris incognitus (smalleye Pacific opah) is the source of this 1560-nucleotide messenger RNA. It is a transcript of the gene tmem151ba, whose product is annotated as transmembrane protein 151Ba. The transcript is spliced from 2 exons. The coding region runs from base 28 to 1560 and encodes 510 amino acids. Lineage: Eukaryota; Metazoa; Chordata; Actinopteri; Lampriformes; Lampridae. The record is from RefSeq and is a predicted model, not a curated record.
CAAGGACAUCCAUGUGCCGCGGCCAACAUGUCCCCAGCAUCCGCUGCCACGGCCAGUGAGAGCGGCGCCGCCAGCACCGCGGCUCCGGAGGAGGACACGGAGAGCCCCCGAGAGGAGCACCGACCCCUGAAACAGUCCCUGCGUAAGGCCCUGUGCCGGGACAACCACUGGAAAUGCCUGCUCCUUUCCCUGUUGAUGUACGGCUGCGUCGGGGCCGUGGCCUGGUGCCAGGUGACCAAGGUCACACGCCUCUCCUUCGACAGUGCCUACAAGGGUAAGUCCAUGAUGUACCACGACAGUCCCUGCUCCAACGGCUACAUCUACAUCCCCCUGGCCUUCCUGGUCAUGCUCUUCGUGGUCUACCUGGUGGAGUGCUGGCACUGCUAUGCCAGGGACCAGCUGCAGUACAAGGUGGACGUGGAGAGCGUGGCCGAACGCAUCCAGCGCAUGCAGCAGGCCACGCCCUGCAUCUGGUGGAAAGCCAUCAGCUACCACUACAUCAGGAGGACCCGGCAGGUGACACGCUACCGCAACGGUGAUGCCUACACCACCACGCAGGUCUACCAUGAGCGGGUCAACACCCAUGUGGCUGAAGUGGAGUUCGACUAUGAGAACUGUGGGGUUAAGGACAUCUCGAAGCACCUGCUUGGCCUGGAGGGCUUCCCCAUCACCAGGCUGAGGUUCACGAAGUGCUUCAGCUUUGCCAACGUGGAGUCGGAGAACUCCUACCUGACCCAACGGGCAAGGUUCUUCACGGAGAAUGAAGGCCUGGACGACUACAUGGAGGCCCGCGAGGGAAUGCAUCUGAAGAAUGUAGACUUUAAGGAGCACAUAAUUGCCUUUUCUGACCCCAGUCACCUUCCCUGGUAUGCAACCAACUAUGUGUUCUGGGUGGCAGCUGCCUUCACCCUCUCCUGGCCCCUGCGGGUAUUCACAGAGUACCGCACAGCCUGCGUCCACUACCAUGUGGAGAAGCUGUUCGGCUUUGACUAUGUUCCUGUGACACCGUCUGAGGAGCGGCCAUACUGCCGCCGCAUCCCGCGGGUCAACACGAUCGACAGCACCGAGCUGGAGUGGCACAUUCGCUCCAACCAGCAGCUGGUGCCCAGCUAUUCUGAGGCGGUUCUGAUGGACCUGGCCCAGCUCUCGGGGAGCUGCAACAGCUACUCGGUGUGCGAGGGCUAUGGUAGCUACCGGCAGAACUGUGAGCGGUGCCACCGUGCCAUCAGCAGCUCCUCCAUAUUCUCCCGCAGCGCCCUCAGCAUCUGCAACGCGGGCAGCCCACGCAUCCCCUUCAGCGCCAGCCGCUUCUCGCUGGGCCGCCUGUAUGGGUCGCGGCGCAGCUGCCUGUGGAGGAGCAGCGGGAGCCUGAAUGAGCGCUCCUGCCCCACUGAGAGCACCCGCUGUCUGUCGGGCCAGCAGGCCAGCGAGGAGAGCCCGCCGGCCUACCAGGACGCUCUCUACCUCCCGGUGCUCAUCGUGCAUCGCAACGAAGGUUGCCUAAACCACGAUCACCGCUCCCUCCACAGAAACGGCUCCUGUGUGGAGACCUCGCUAUGA